AUGUAUCACGAGGAGCCAUAUUCAGGAGUAACUCUGGAAGAAAGUGGCGUCCGCUCUAAAUUAGGUGAGCAAUCACCAAGGUCUGGGACCGCAGGCGACUCGGUCAGUGACAACGAUUCACCGGCUACUUGGUACGCGAGCCUGUGUGUCACCUCCGCAAUGGUAGCAAAGGCGGGUAACCAGUAUAAGAAGUCCCGCAUUUUGCAGCAACUGCCGAGGCUUGUCUUACGUUCUGAAGCAACAUUCAACAUCCACCCCCAUUCAAAAUGUGCCAGACGCCGGGCGCCGACCGCUUCAGAGGCCGUUCGCGCCCGCGUUGCCGCCCAUUGUCACACCUCGCUGAAGCGGCUUCGGUCGGCGGGAGGUUCCCGAGUCAGUCCUAAAGCGGAAUGGGGCGAUAUCGGAGGCUGGCCAAUCCCACUGGCCGCUGGUGGAACCAUCGUCUGGCGUCUGCCAUCCGCCAGCCUGCCGUUCCUUCACCGUGCGGGAUUUGACAUCUUACUUCAUCAUUGCCCAAUCUUCGGCGAUGGGCAGAUGGGCCUCAAGACCGAGAUAAGUGAUGAGCUCGGAGGGGUGGGGACAUUGAGCUCACCGGGUCCCGACGAUGAGAUGGAUGUGGCACCCGCUGCCCGCUCCCGCCACCUCUUUUUUCAUGUUUCGCGCUGGUUGGACUAUUCCAAAAGUCCAAACCGACAUUUUGAGAAGGCGAAUUUCAAUGUCUGGGGCGGUAGAGAAUCCAUAGCUGAGAGAGGUUCGGCUGUAAAUGUUGAUGUUGUUUUUCCUGCACAUGCCAUGCAGGCCGACAAGAACAGACGGCGCGACGGCUAUCUGAAGCGCGAAUCCCACCAGUAUGUCGUCGACACGGCAGGAGAGGUCUGGAAGGACGAAUACAGGCAUACCGUAGAAGUGGAUAUUUGCCGGCUGGAUGGUCACCACGGUGUAACUGGCAAAGGGUGGCUGGCAAAUCGAAAUGCGACUCUCAAUACUGCCGCCUUUGCCAGCCAAGGCAACUCAAGAAGCAACGACGCGAUGAACACAGCGUCUUUCACCCGUGAUCCUUGCAACUGGCAAACUUAA
Molecule: messenger RNA, 1077 nt
Organism: Colletotrichum lupini
Lineage: Eukaryota; Fungi; Ascomycota; Sordariomycetes; Glomerellales; Glomerellaceae
Exons: 9
Coding region: 1-1077 (358 amino acids)
Source: RefSeq, a predicted model, not a curated record